AUGCCAGCUAUUCGGGUACGUUGGGGUUCAAUCUCUCCAUAUUUUUUAGGAACCCACGCUCUACGCCAUCAAGGCCAUCCUAAUAUUAGACAGCGACGGGAAACGAAUUUUAGCCAAGGUUUGAUGUUACUUUUCACUGACGCAUAAAGUAUUACGACAACACAUUUCCGACGUUGAAGUCUCAGUUGGAUUUCGAAAAAAAGCUCUUUAGCAAGACAAACAAAACUUCGUAUGGUUGGUUCGCACGCUCGACUUUAUUGUAGCUGAAAUAACUUUGUUUGAGGGCGCAAACUGCGUUCAUAGAAGUUCAGCUGACGUAUUUUUCUACGUUAUUGGAGACGCCAACGAAAAUGAGGUUUGACACCCAAGAUAAUCAUUUUUCAGCUUAUAUUAAUGAGCGCCCUUACCUGCCUCCACGACUCUAUUAGUCAUAUUCUGCGAGGUAACAUUGAGAAAAAGCCAUUAAUGGACAAUCUGGACCUCGUUUUCCUAGCUGUUGAUGAGUUAUGCGAUGGAGGGUAAAUAAUGUAAUUUGUCAUGGGAUUUUCCCUAGGAUUAUUAUGGAGUGUGAUUCAACCGCUUUGGCUUCUCGUGUCGGGUUUAAGAGCGAGGAUAUGUCGAUCAGCGAGCAGACCAUGAGUCAAGUGAGUUGUUCACAUUUGUUUUGUGGUUCUUCACCGUUGUCUAACUCAAUGUUUUUGUUGGGAUAAGUGAAUUAUGUUCUAUCUCCUCCCACUCCUUCCAAGCACGUUUUUUGACUAGUCCCCGCUUUUGCCGACAUCCCUGUAUCCCUGCCUCCAACAAUUCAUUUAAUCGUAAUUAUCCUGAAAACUUCGAAGGGAUCAGAGGACGUUUGCCUCAAAGAUCUCUGCCAUUUUCAGGUUAUCAUUGACGGACAGAACUUCGUUUUUCAUAACUAAUGUCCUUCUAGUCGCUGUCAUAUCUAUGCACUGGGAACCCUGCUAUCUUAGCUGAUGAGGCGGGGUGAUGAUUAGAACUUUUCAUUUAACUGGUAUUGUGCUCUACAUAGGAACCGGUAGUGAUCUUUGAAUUGCUGCAUUCCUCUAGUAUCCUCAAAAAGCACUUGUUUUCUUCACACUAGCGGGCAUUUAUAAUACCGCGUGUUCCAAAAUGAUGUAGGGCAAGCUAGCUUAGUUUAAAAUUCUUUUUACCUACUAUUCUUUAUCAUGUAGAUAAACCUUUCUGCGAAGCAAUAAUGGGUAUUAUCUUGGCUUCGGACUUACAAAUAUGUGAUUAACUGCCACGUUCGCAUGGGCAGUGUCUGGUAAUAGUCUUGGAAGAAGCCUCAGCAAGUUACUGUUUUUGGUUCGGAAUACUUGGUACAGCUGUAAUCAUUCCUGAUCCAACAGGCCUCAAUGAUAUCGUGAAUUUUAACUACGGGGUACAAAAUGCAACAGCGAAUCUGGAGAGCUUGAGUCAUUCUCUCCUCCAGCAACAAAUGCCUAAUGCAAAGGUCCAACAGGGACUUUCGUGUCUUGGUAAACCGUGUCGACCCAGAUUUUGGGUUGACCUCCUCCUCGAUGCAUUCAGGUGGGCAACGACGCCGGACCGAGGGCAGAAGCACCGACCUUAUGAGGUGUACGAAGAACGACGUGUCUAAACUAACUUAGUCGUAUUUCUGGCCUGAGGUAUCCUCGCGAUGUUACCGCGGCCCUAUUGAAGGACUGAGCGGACGGAUAUGCGGUACAAGCGGAUCUUCGGGGCGAUGGAGACGUCGCAUCGGGUUCGUAGAUUCCUUCUAAGGAUCGUAAAAACUCUGCGAGCAGCAUUGAUUCUGGAGACGAUGUCGUCCUUACCCUGUCCAUUCGGCAUUCCAUUUGAAGCUGUCUCCUUAUUCAAAUUGCCAGUCAUUAAUUUCGAGAGGUGCUUUAUCCUGGUCAGGGAUAGGGCUUGAAAACACUUUGGUCAUCCCAUCGUUUAUGAAUAAACUGAACAAUUUACAUACUUCAUUCACCCGCUUGAGGUUAGCAGGGUGAUAUCGCCAACGUAGUCAAGACCAGCUAACCAGCGUUCGGUUACAAACGUAACACCGCCUACACCGUUUAGAACCCUUUGGACAAUCCAACCAAUGAUGUAAUGAAACAAAAUGGGCGACAUGAUGCAGCAUUGUCUAGCACCAGAUCGAAUAUUGAGUGGGUGGAACAGAUCUUUAUUUACCAGGACUCGCACAGUGGGGAACGAUAGUAAGUGUUGACUAAAGCAAUGAUUUUUUCCGACGCCAAAUAGUUCGAUUAUUCGCCGCAGGGACUCAUGAUUGACGGGAUCAAACGCAGCGGCGAAGUCAACAAAGCAGACGACCGUCGGUUGCAGGUAGUCAUGGCCGAAUUCAAGAACUCGCCGCAGUGUGAAUAUUUGGUCUGCAUAUUACUUUGAAGUCCGAUCUGUUUUGACAAUGGCUCAGAAAUACCAUCUGCCAUCCUGACGCCAAAAACUGGACGACAAAUGUCUCCGUAGUUGGUUGGGAAUACUGCUUACUUGUCUAUCCCGGCUGAGGGCCGUAAUACAAACGUUCUGUUUUUUUUUCAUGGGUCUCCAGUCUGGAAUCCUCGCAUACCGUCGUACAGCGACCACCAAUUAGUAAUUGAUAGCUAUUACGGCAAGGAUUUGAUGAAGGGAUUUGGCAAUUUCUGAUCAACCACUCCCUUUUUAUCCUUAAAUGUCACCUAUUUCUGUCAACGGGUCAUGACUCCGUGGCCAAGUACCAGAGCUUCCGCCUUAAUGACCAUUUGAAUCCAGGUUCGGACCUCGGGUUGCCCAGUUCGAGGUCGGGAUAUGGUCACCUAUUUAUGCCAAGCCAGAAAAGUCCACUCCGUGUUUCUUCUAUAAUAUUGCUCGAUUACUAAUUGCCUGUCGCAGUGCGACCGCUUGCAAGAACUCUAUUUCGCGGCACCAAUGUGAAGAGAGGUACCCAUAUUCUGUCCUGCGAUCAAUGUAAACUGCUGAACGCUAUUCAUGUCCGUGUUUUGUUUUUUUGGCCCUUGACAAGCGUAUAGGCCUUUGGUUGUAGUGCCACCUUCACUUCUUCACUUCAUCUUCCUCGAAAAAGGAAGAAAUUAGGGAAGAGUUCCUGAUGAAAAUGCCACAACCGAUCUCAUUACGCGAAUGCUUUAGGCCUUCUGUCUCUGAACAGCUAACCCCGCAGUCCUGUCAACAAACUCUGUAUGGACACAGACACAAGAACAUAGCGCGAACGUUUUCUGAUAUUUUUUACCGUACUGUCAAAAAAAUCAAGCAGGAAUGAACCAUGCGCGGAAUCAACCAGUUUUGCCUUGUCCUCUCCCUUCUAGAAGCCUCCAGAAUCGAUUUAACCUUGUCUAGAAGAUCAUGCUGAGGAUGUUUCUAGACUCAUAUCAAGACCGUAGGUAUAUGUAUGCGGUGAACAUUGUCCUGACCCUCAGAAUGAAUUCUUCACCCUAAAAUUUCUAAUCAUCAGCAAGUAUUACGAUCCACUUCGAAAUUGCCUCUCUGCUCACACCACCGGCGUCCCCAUUUUCGCUGACACAUGGCUCUGUCAUGUGUCUCGCUGAUGUGAUGAAAAGCCCGUUAGGUUCAUUAACACGCUUGUAUCCAGUUCUGUUUGCCGACGACGUCAAGUUGGAAGUAUAAAGACCUGGAUGAAUCGACCUCAGACGUAGUAACUUCCCGACCACUGUAUCAGUCAAUAUCUCGGUGCAGUUAAUUAAGCAGCAGUAUGGUACUGGUUGGACUAGUAUUAGUGAACAUUCUCACGAAUUUGAGCACAGGCCCCAGCGACGCAAUUCAGUGAGCCACUUCACCACAGCCUCGAUCGACAUAAGUCUCAGUGUAGGCCUUUGACUAAAUUUAUUGCUGAUGUCGCCUGGGACCUGUUUCGUUGUGCACUACUCGUACCCCUAAAGCAAGCUUAUUUGAAUGGGAUUGGAUUAAGAGUAAGUAGAACACAGAUUAGCGCAAUCCUUCCUCCCUCUCUCCUUCCCCAUCCGUAACUCGUCAAAGCAGACUAACCUCCUUAAAAAAGCUUUUAUUUAGAAAAGUUUUGCUAAAAAGAGUUGCAGUACUAGCAGGCAUAUCGCACAUAUGAUUUGUUGUACUCCUUUUAGUGCCUGACUUUGGCUUGCAUUACGAGCUCAUUUCAGUCAUCAGUCUAGCACCAUUGUUUCGUGCCCUAAUUGUCAAUGUGGUUUGCUACUUUUCCCAGGCGUGUUUGGCAAAAUUCCAUUUUUUCAAUAAAUUUGCAGGAAAUUGCGUUUGCGUGAAAUCAAGUAUAUAAGCGGAUGAGACGUUGGUUCAAAGAAAAUAGUUGUUAGGUGCAAGACGUUUGCCUAAAUAUGCGUAGUCUAAGGUCUGCUGGAUUCUUAAGCCUGCUUGCCAAACCUACCAAUUGCUUUCAAUAAAUUCAAAUGUCUACGAAGUGACCUGCAAACCUCAAGUACCUAUCAUCACGCAGAUAGUUUCAGACGUACAUACUCCUUACUUUCAAAUAUUAGCCCCCACGAAAACUUGCUCACCUCGACCCCUGAUCAAGUAGCUGCCCACGAUUCUCAUAUAGGUAGUGUUUCGCAGUCGACGACUGUUUGGUUACCCAAUCUUGAAGGGUGACGGCCCGGACUAAAUGCAGAGCCACAUGUCGCCCCCCUAGGUCAAAAGGUCUGGCAGCGUGUGCUAUGCCAGUAUCAGCAAAUCAUGACCCUUGCGGCCUGGUAUGCGCUGACAGUUCCCUGACACGUAAUUCCCUGCCGGUAGAUGCGCUUGCACUCCCGAUGAGUAUAUGGGUGGUAGGCAUGGCUACCCGGUCAUCCUCGUCCUUCUGACUCCUGUUGGGGUGUUGUUGUUGGUCACGUGUAUUUUGCAGACCAGGGGGGUAUGGUGGCAUGCCUAGGUGCGGGUCCGGCCGUUCCAGCCAUCUACACCCUCCUUCGCCUCGAUCUUCUUGACUGUCUGGACACCGGGUGCAGAUGGGGGGGGGAGUGUGCGGUAGAUGCUGCGCAAGUCACCAUUUUUGCUGCACCUUUCUGUUUAGCACACGAUGGAAUCGACGGUCGAACUGCCACACACGAUCCUCACUGUUGAGUGGGCAAAGAGUUUGCAAAAUAUGCAUUCGUACCGAGCUUUUCUUCCGACCAUUGGUCCUUUGUCUGUCACCGUUGCAAACGCCUGCACACCAUUUGGUAUGCGAAUCUGGGUCUACCCAGUCUCUAAUAAAAUAUUACCGUAAUGCCAGUACACCUGCGCAACUCUCUAUCGGAUGCUGUUGUGUCGGUGGGAAUUAUUUGCGUACCAACGAAAUCCACACGAUGAAGGCGUCCAUUACGCGACAAGCGAUUCACUCAAGGCGACUGUGAUAGGUGAUCGUCAUUUAAGCCAUGAAUAGGGACGAAUAGUCGAUUUGUGGGGACUUUUGGCUCUUAAUAGACGGAGAAUUCUUGAUCACCUAAACCCGGCGCUUUUUUCGAAGAAAGAUGGUUCGUUUUAUUAGUGUUAAUAAGUGGUGGUUCUUCUUCAUUGAACGCGACAGCCCGCACACCAUAUCCGAGGAUGAAAAUGGAGAUGGCGCUGCAUUUAAAAGUUCCCUUGUUAGGUCAAGACCAAUAUCUUUUUGAAGCGAGUCCACUCUGAUGCCUCUGAAGGCCGGUCUUUGCCACCCAGCUUUGAACUGCAAAGCUUCGCUUCGCGCACUUUUUUCCGCUUGAGUAGUAGCAUGAUCAAAUUUUCUAUUUUCCAAGGGACUUUUGAAGCGUAUUUUGACCAAAAAAUUGCAUUUACUCCUUCUUUCAGGCUCUGCAGGCGGCGAAGGAGCAAAUUAAAAUGUCUCUCCUGCGGUGA
Messenger RNA from Spirometra erinaceieuropaei, 5823 nucleotides. The record is from the annotation of a GenBank genome assembly. NCBI's taxonomy places the organism in Eukaryota, Metazoa, Platyhelminthes, Cestoda, Diphyllobothriidea, Diphyllobothriidae.